Messenger RNA from Helianthus annuus (common sunflower), 747 nucleotides. Its product is annotated as putative lipid-transfer protein DIR1. Gene Ontology annotation, molecular function: fatty acid binding. Bases 88 to 495 code for a protein of 135 amino acids. The record is from RefSeq and is a predicted model, not a curated record. NCBI's taxonomy places the organism in Eukaryota, Viridiplantae, Streptophyta, Magnoliopsida, Asterales, Asteraceae. Gene Ontology annotation, biological process: systemic acquired resistance. The transcript is spliced from 2 exons.
ACAUUAGUGGUGUAAGCUCUCGAUAGUUCUUCCACCAUCAAAGAUAAUGUAAACAACUUCCAUAAUCACAAACCAGUAUAAAACCCAAUGACCCUGCAAGUGUUUCCUGCAUUCCAUCAGCAAACAACAUACAAAAAAAUGGAAGCAUCAAUUAAAAACAUAUGCUUGUUGGGCUUUGUUGUGGUUCUUGUGAUUGGUGGGUUGGGUGAAGUCAAUGGAGCCGGUGAGUGUGGGAAAGCUGACCCUAAUAUGGAAGCGAUCAAGCUGGCUCCUUGUGCAUCGGCUGCACAAGAUGAGAAUGCAUCGGUUUCUGGUGGCUGCUGUGCUGCAGUGAAGAAGUUGGGCCAGAACCCGAAAUGCCUGUGUGCAGUCAUGCUGUCUAAUACUGCUAAAAGCUCUGGGGUGAAGCCUGAGAUUGCGAUGACCAUUCCAAAACGGUGCAACAUAGCCGACCGUCCUGUUGGUUAUAAAUGCGGAGCUUAUACAUUGCCUUAAAAGAAUUGAAGACUACCAGUGAGUUUGAAGUGCAUUUUGGCUUGUUCUUUUCUAGCUAAGGGAGUAUUUAGUAAAUAAAUUACUGGUGGUUUAUUUGUGUCAUGAACAACUUCCAUGUUGUUGUUUGGUUAUGUGUGUUGAUAAAUUGUUGUUUCUCCUGUGUUGACUUUUAUAAGGUCAACUUUUAUGUAAUUUAAAAAGGGAAUGCAAUUUGGUAUUUGAAUUAGAAUUGCUUUAAGAUGGUGGAAUGAA